AAAGCACCUUGUUGCCGCUGCGCAGGCGAACGAUGCUCCUCGCCGCGCACCUUGCGGCGCAGGCCCACACGCACGGCGGUCUCGGUCCCGGCCCAGGCCCGUGGGCUCACGAGCCUGCCGAGCUGCACAGCCUCUCGAGCACGGCGCUCGACGAGGCGGCAGAGCGGCUCAGCAGGGAGCUCCCGCACCGGUACUGCUUUCUGGUGGCCAAGGACGGCGCAGUGGUGCACGAGUCGUACUCGGCAAACUCGUCGGAGACCCUCUACUCGAUGGACUCGGCGAUGAAGCUCGGGACUGCCGCGCUCAUCGGGAUAGCGCACGCCGACGGGAUGCUCGACCUCGACGCGCCGCUCGCCGAGUACGGCCUCGAGCCGACGGCGGACUGGGGACCGUACUGGCCGCUCGUGACGACGCGCCACCUCCUCUCCAUGGUCUCUGGCCUCGGCCAGAAGCCGCCGGGCACCGCCUUUGCGUACGACUCCGGCUCGCACCUGCAGGAGCUCAUCUGGCUGCUCGAGCACGUCACGCGCGAGGCGUCGGUGCACUGGGCGACGCGGCGGCUGGCGAUACCGCUCGGCGUGCCAAACAUGUUUGCGGGCCAGACCGAGUCGGCCCACGUCCACGCCGGCGGCGACAACCGGCUGCCGUGCUCGGCGAUGCUGCGGCUCGGGCAGCUCUUCGUCAACGGCGGCUGGUGGGCCGACCGCGACGGCGCGGGCGGCGCGCCUGCUGUCGGGCAGCGCUCCACCGCGCUCCUCACGCCUUCCGGGGCUGUGCUUGCAGGCGCUCCGGUGCGGCUGCUGUCUGCAGCGUACGUGCGGGAGGUCUUCACGCCGCAGUACCCGGAGACGAACUCGGCGUACGGCUUCCUGACGUGGCUCAACCAGCACCCCAGCCGGCCCGCAGACUCGUACAAGCGGCCUGGCCUCGGCUGGUGCGACAUCCGCGUGCACGGCGCGUGGUGCGACGCGGGCGGAUCCCCGGUCGACGCGCCGCCCUCGCUCGCCCUCGGCAUGGGCUGGCUCGCAAAGUACGUCCUGCUGCUGCCAGAGACGCGCACGGUCGUCGUCUCGAUCGGCCAGUCGUGGACUCGCUCCGCAGCGUGCCAGCCGCCCCAAAACGUGUGGAACUACGACGAGGCAUUCGGAUCCCGCACCCUCUGGCGCUCCGUCGGCUCCGCGCUGCUGCCGCCGCCGCGCGCCUCGCCCGCCGCGCCCGCGUCCAAGCUGAGCCCGCUGCUCGCGCGGCUCGGCCUGCUCGGCAACUACUCCCUGCCGCGGCCGACGUACGGACGCGAGGCGGCCGCCCUCGUCGCGUGGGAGUCGCUUCGGCAGGAGCAGGAGAACGACCUCUGGUUCCGCGCGAGGCUGGCCGCGUGGGAGCUGCUGCCGCGAAAGAUCUCCGAGUUUGUGCAGAUGGUCGACACGUCGGCGGAGGUGGUCCGCGAGUCCGCGGUCACGACGUACGACCAGCACGGCAAGCCUGCAAUCCUGCCCACCCUCUCGCCCGCCUGGCCGGGGCCGCCGCCGCCGGGCCAGCGCGCCGACGAGCCCGCGGCCGACGACGUCGUCGCCGAGGUUGGCCUCGCCGCCUCCAAGGCGGCGGACGGAGUCGCCGGCGCAGCGGACUGGCUCUUCACCUUGGGCGGCUCGGGCGGACCGCUCGGCUCUUGCUACUGCGCCUGCCCGAUCGACUUGGGGUUCGGGCAGUGCUUCGACGCGCGCUCGGAGGGCGAGUGCGCGGCGCUCGAGCCGCUCGGCCGCGAGCACUGCCCUGCGAUCGGCGUGGUCAACCAGUGCGCGCAGCGGUGGCCCGACUGCUCCUUCAUGCCGAUCAUCCUCUCGUGGAAGCUGCUGCAGGGCAACCCGCUGCAGUGCGAGACGCGCAAGCCGUGCCCGCAGGCGCCCACGCUGACGCACUUUGGAGGGGAGCCCCACUUCCGGCAGUCGGAGGACGUGACCGAGGACACGACCGGCUCGUGCGACUGCUACGCCGAGCGCUUCGUCCGCUGCACGUGGGACGAGCGGCCCCGCUGCGGGAUGCUGCCCGGCAACGGCGAGAGCCACACCGCCGUGCUGGCGGGCGCCGCCGCCGCGCUAGAGAAGAGCACCGCGCUGCUGCAGCUGCAGGAGCUGCCCACCGCACAGCAGCGAGCGGCGGGGAGAGCCUACUUGCGCGGUGCGCCGGCCGCGAGCGCAACGCCGGCGGGGUGGCGCUGGUGGCGCGCCGCGACAGGGUACGGCGGCGGCGCGGCCGCGGCAGGCGGCGCGGCGGCGGCGGCAGCUGCGGCCGCGCUGGGGCUGGCCGUGCGGGGCCGCAGGAGACGAGGGAGGCGCGGCGCGACGACCGCGCCCCUCGUAUAGCCGCUUGGCCCGCUCUUCCGCGGGGUGCGGGGCGACGGAUGGCUGAACAAAGCGCAUGUCUAUGCGUGUACCCAUGCGAAAUCUCACAUACACUCCAUCAACAGACGACGCACACAGACAGAUACGCCCAUGAGUUUGCGAGAGACAUGUUUUGUUCUGUGUAUUGAUUGGCGCUGCACUUCUCUUUUAUCACCAUAAAUGGAUACGUAGACGUUAGACCGUACUCCGUAGGCCGUAGCCCUCUCCCGUCCUCUCCAUCAAAGAAGAACAAACAAAGUGUGUGUUGUUUCAUGCGAUUUGGUAUUGCGAUAACUUUUACUUCG
Messenger RNA from Emiliania huxleyi CCMP1516, 2686 nucleotides. RefSeq lists its product as hypothetical. Bases 33 to 2363 code for a protein of 776 amino acids. The record is from RefSeq and is a predicted model, not a curated record. The transcript is spliced from 6 exons. NCBI's taxonomy places the organism in Eukaryota, Haptophyta, Isochrysidales, Noelaerhabdaceae.